GCAGAGACCCAAAGCAACGAAUGAGAAACCUCAAACUGGCGUUACGGGAAUGUUCCGACAAAAAGGGCGUGGGUAUUUAACGUUCCACUAUGUAGCAAAGGAUCAAAACGUUGACAUAAACAGUUCUUAUUACACAGAUUUAAAGGUAAGUGAUCUUCGGGAGCGUCAUCAGGUUCCAUAGUGUAGCGGUUAUCACGUCUGCUUUACACGCAGAAGGUCCUGGGUUCGAGCCCCAGUGGAACCAAUGAAUGUUUUCUGCCUCAAGACUCAUUUAACUUAUUAUCAAUUGAGAAAUACUUGGACUGUCAAAACAACAACAGCUUAAACACUGAUCAAAUCAAAAUGUGGCUGUCAUCACCAGCUAAAACAGGCUGACAUCAGCAGAAUGUGAUGGAUGGUUCCUUUAUUGUAAGGUUGCAGCAGCACGAGUUUACUAAAACACUUAAGUCAGUUCCAGUUGCAGAGACCUGGGUACAUGACACAAGUGGUACAUAUUGAAGCAGGCCCGGCAGCAUGGGCGGGCAUUGGGGGGCCGUGCCCGCCCACUGAGUCAGCUGUGCCCACCCUGGACUAAAAGCAAAAUGUUCUAUUAAUUUGAUUUGGGGUUUGUUUUUUCCCGUCAGAGUAGUCAUCUUCAAUUAAUCCCAUCUAUCUUGACAUGUCAAUCAAUCCAACCAAUCCAAUCGAUCAAAAGCAACGUGUUGGCCACUUACAGGUAAAGGGGGGAUGGGCCGCUUACUGUGUCAAAGGUCAAAUAUUCAUAGACCAACUCAGCGCAGCGGAAGAAAGACUUGGCGGUUAGCAUUGGCGUUCUAUUAAAAAUGGAUAUAAGUAUGACAACCACUGACGGGAGCAAGCAGAAGCGUAAUGUGAGCAAACAGAAGUUUACGAAGUGCUUUGACAAAAGUUGUAAAGCAUAGAACAUCAGCACAUGGAAAUAAAAACAAAUAAAAAACAAAAGCUCAGUUAAAAAUAAGGCCUCAGAAUUGAAGGUCGAAUUCAUUUGUCACAAGGAACCCAGACUAUACAAGAACCCUACAACAUAAAAUGAGACCACGAGGACCAAAAUAAAAACAGAAAAUAGGUAAGAAAAAGAAAUGUAAUAAAAAAGGGGGGGGGGGGGGGGGGGCAGAAAGCAGGAAACAGGAUGGUAAAUAUAAAAAGACGAUAUUAGAAAUGCUAAUAGAAUCAUAACAAAAUAAUAAUGAUGGUAAUAGUGAUAAAAUGGAAUAACAAAAAUGAGCAGGAAAAAAACAAUAAAAUAUAUAAGAGGCCUAAAAGGUUAAAUAGGAAAAGAUUAUAAGUAAAACAAAGUAAGUCAAAAUAAGAUUGAGGUAAAAGAGAUAAAAGAAAAAAGGGAAAAAAGUUCAAUAUCAAAGUAAAGAUACAUAUUUUUAAAUCUUUUAUAUAAGGUAGUUAAGUAAAUGUGAUGGGGGAGAAAAUCUGUUUAUGUUAGGAAUAAACCUCUGUUUUUAAUUCCCAUCUACCCCAUCUAAAGUCAGUGCCCCAGUUUAGCACAGAGAAUGGGUUAAUCUACUGGCUGCUUCACUUUGCAAAUAUGCUGUUCAUGGAGAAUGGGAAAGAUGUCUCAUUAUUUAGACAACAUUAAUGUGAUAUCAGCCCUGUGAGAACCCAUCAAAAUAUGGUCCAGACUGUGUCAAAACGCCAUUAAUCGGCCCAAGUGAUUAAAAAUGUACUCACCAAAUCUCCAAAUGCAGUAAACUUGAAUCUUUCGACCAGAAUAUCCUCUUGUUUGAAGCGUAACUUUGUAGUUAAAUUACGGGAAAUCCCUUAAAAUUACCUAUUUUAACUGACUUUCACGUCAAUAACAGGGGACAGCAGCGCCAUCUAUGUUCCGACCAACUUCUGCUUCCAAAUGUAGUUCCUGUCUCACUGACAGUCACGUAUUUUUAAGAAAUUCAAUCUAUCUAAGUACAAAAGGCAAAUACUGCCAACUGUUACGAGGUUAGAAAAGAUAGAUCAUCUUGUAUUUAAAAAAUUGGCGUUUUCUAGUUUACACAACCGGAUAUUGUCUCUUUGUAGGAUCCUGGUGUCACAGUCAUUUGUGUCCCCUAAAAUGGCGAACGUAGCUGCAGCUGCAGCCGCCGCAGCCGCUGCUGCCGCCGCGAACAGAGACCCAGCCGUUGACCGCUCAUUACGCUCGGUGUUUGGUAAGUUCGGUAUCGGUUCGUGCCACCGUAUGAACAGCGGUGCCGUUUAGUUUCAAUAUAACUGUUGUAUUAAACUGCUAAUGAAUAAACGGUUGCUAACGUGAGUAGCCAGCUACUGGCAACGAGGGAGCAAAGUUAGAGUGAGCCACCUGAGCAUCGAAACAAAGCUUUCUAAACAAUUUCAACGAGCUUUUGGUAUAUUAAUAUUUAUUCUCAUACACUUUAACUUCGCAGUGGGAAAUAUUCCGUAUGAAGCCACCGAAGAACAGCUCAAAGACAUCUUUUCUGAAGUCGGUCUUGUUGUCAGCUUCAGGUAAGUGAGACAUGAUCAUUCAUUCAAUUAUGUUAGCAUUAGAGGACCCAUCCUUAACACCCAAGACACAAGUGGUCAGUUCUUUUCCUUGAUCUUUGAUAUUUGAUGAUUAUUAACCUCGUAAAAUUAUUAAAACUAUCUAUUAAUACGAGUAAUUAAUUGCAUUGGAUUUCAUAAAAGCAUUUAUGCCCCUUUCUCUCCAGGUUAGUAUAUGACAGAGAGACAGGAAAGCCAAAGGGGUAUGGCUUCUGUGAAUACCAAGACCAGGAGACGGCCCUCAGUGCCAUGAGAAACCUGAAUGGAAGGGAGUUCAGUGGUCGGGCCCUCCGUGUUGACAAUGCAGCCAGUGAGAAAAACAAGGAAGAACUCAAAAGUAAGUACUGGUUUGCCCCUGGAUAAUGUGCCUUUGGUAUUAUAAAGACUUUGUGCAAAGCUUCAGCUCUCUGAUAUUUUUUAUCUUGUACAGGUUUGGGAACUGGAGCCCCCAUCAUUGAAUCCCCUUAUGGAGACAGCAUCCAGCCAGAGGAAGCCCCAGAAUCCAUCAGCAGAGCUGUGGCUAGUCUGCCACCUGAGCAGAUGUUUGAGCUGAUGAAACAGAUGAAGGUAGGCUUAGUUUUUUAAUCAAAAGUUAUUCAGUUCCGACUAAAUUACUGUUAGUCUCCUUUUACUUUUUGAAGUAAGUUGAUGUCUUGAGCACUGCCUCUGCUGCUUGUGGGGAUUUUUGUGACCACACAAACUGUUUGCCUGAAUUGACAACAAAUUAUUUGGCAGUAAAUUUUAGUCAAUAAAAUGUAUCCAUUUCUUCUUAGGUUUUCCUUAAAAAGAGUUUAAAAUCCCUUUAAAGUCUCAAAGAGUAGUGAUAAGGUUUGAUUUAAGUUUAUAUUUCUAAGACUGAAUCUUUGUUGUUCACUCUACAGAUCUUUGCUUGUUUUAUUUUUGGGGUUAAGAGGCAGUUUCAAAUGCACAGAUUGUGCUGGUUAAACUAAGUUAAAGAAGUGUUCUUUUUUAGCUUUAUGUUUUAGUAACAAAAUAAUGCUGUGAGAAUGACUUUAUUUUUGUCUCCUAGAACCUCCAUUUUGUUCAUAAAUGUACAUUUCUCCUGGUUGAGAUUUGUUUACUUUGAAAGAAAAAGUAUGUGGUGGCACAAAAACCCAGUUUUUGCUCUGGUACUAGAAUUUUAUGAAGUCCAGACUCUGUUGUUAUGAAUGAUCCCUGCACCUGGUUCAUCAGUGACAGAGCUGUAUUUGGCUGAAUUGAUGUUUCAAUCCUGCACAGUGGUUUAGUCUCUUCAAAAAAAACUAAUAGCAGAUGUAGUGUCUGUUUAUGUAAAUGUAAAGCAUCUCACCACUUUGAUAAAGGUUUUAUCUUAUUAAGAAGCCAAAGUAAAAUUUCAAAAGUUUAAAUACAAGUUAUAAUUGACAGCAACACUUAAGAGUGAAGUACCAAAGACAGCUAAUGAGUGAAUCUAUUGAACCUAAAGUAAUGAAGUUUUCUCUGAAGCCAUGUGCUCAGAUGGUGUUUGUAAUGCAGUGUUGACCUCCAAACACUCCUCAAAAAAUGUCUCCCUCACUUCCCGGUCAUCAGCUGCUACUCUUCCUCUCCUUUCAUUAUCGGAAGCUGUGCCACACAGUAUGUCUGUCUCAGCCCUGCAAGAGAAUCCUUAUCUCUGCACAUCUGGCAGUCUGCUUCAUUAAGCUCAAAGAAACCCCACACUGCAGACAUUUUCCCUCUGACUAGGGGAGUGUUUUGUUGCACCCAAGCUUGUUUAGAUAGGACAGCUCCAUAUGAUACCACAGAUAUCCCAGCACGCCUUUUGUUUAAUGUUUUGUGCUGACGCAGCUACUUUAGCUUGUUAUGGGCAUGAAUCUGAAUUAUCAGUAAGAAGACAGGAACCACAGCGGUAUGUCUCGCCCAUCAGGAUGUAAUAGAAGCUCUCUUUUAUGACAAAACAUGUGAGUUUUCUGUUUUUUUCUCUGCCUAAUUGACACAAGGACAUUGGGGAUUGACUUGCAUCAUGUUUGUGAUUUAUUUUUUCCUCCAGCUGUGUGUGCAGAACAGCCCUCAGGAGGCGAGGAACAUGCUGCUGCAGAACCCUCAGCUUGCCUAUGCUCUGCUGCAGGCCCAGGUGGUCAUGAGGAUUGUGGACCCUGAGAUAGCCUUGGUGAGAGAUAAAUAGCUGCUUAUCGUAAAAUAAGCAAGGUUAAAACAAUAAGCUGUGACUCAAUUAUCAUAGGAACUAGAUUCUUUUCUGAGCUUAGCCGCCUCAUGUACCCCCUUCUAUAGAAAAUGCUUCAUCGUCAAACUGCAGUCCAGCCUCUGAUUCCUGCUGGCCAGGGUGGAGGAGCGCCGCCUGUUAAUCCACCUGCUGCUCCGUCUAAUGUGCCUGUGUCUCAGCCUCAGCCUGUCGUAAGUAGAACUGUUUUGCACUCUUUUAAAAUUAAAGUAAGAUUUCCUUUCUGUUCAAUGGAGUAGCCGUGGAAAAGGCUGCAAUAUCACAGCUCUGAUGCAGGUAAUAAAUGAAUAUUGAUGCAAACAUCGUCUGCUGCGGUGCUCUUUGUUAAGUGGCCAGCUGGAGCGUUCACUGAAACGGGAUGUUUGAGUUAGUCCAUUUUGUGGACUGCGGUAAAAAGGAUGGGUGUUUGUUGGAUAGAAGUUUAGUAUAAACAUAACAUGUCUUAAAGGUGGGGUAGGCAGGAUUCCAUUAAAGAAGCAUUUUUUUUUUGUGCUACAAAAAAGCUUUUAAUAUCAGUCAAUCAGUCCGUGUCGUUAACGUGCCCAAACAAGGUUAGCGUGCUACAAUAUCGGACAGUAGAAACCAACCAGAAAGUACAGAAAAUUGUCUGAAUCCUCCUUUGGCCACGACUGCCGACACAAGCAAGAUAAUGAAAUAAAUACUAGAGACUCUGGCGGAAUAACGGGCGCUUAAAAUGGAGGUAGACCGGACAAGAGCUAGAAAGCCAGGUCAGCAUAAAAGACUGGGACACUUCAGGAUCUUCCAGACCCUGUAACCUUUCAGCUGGACAGGUAAACCACUUUAACAAAGUAAACCAAGUGUCUGUAACAGAAGUGUUUCUUGUCAUACGGGACCUGCUGCAUGUUGUAGUGCCGCUAAACUGUUGACCUCGGGUCCUGGACUAUGUCACUUGAUGCUAGUUGUAGAAGUCCUGCAAAGAAUGUGUUUGCUGGUAGUCUGUUGGCAUCUACAGUAGCACCAAUGCUUUUUACUUUCAUGUUAACUGGGCCCCAUUUGUAUUAAUCUGAAGUAUUUAUCUGCAUUAUAUCUGAUUUGAUUGAAACGAUAUGAGCGAGGAUGAGCGUCUAUUUGUGGGCAGGCCUUGCUAGAGCAGCGAGGGAGGGGAGAGGAGGAGCUGAGGGGAAAACUGGUUGGGAGAGGUAGAGUUUACAUUCAAGAAUACUCCCAAAAACUGACACUUCCUCAGAUCCUGCCUACCCCACCUUUAAUAUCGUACAAGUGAUGUGACAUUUGAGGGUUAAUAUCCUACCAAGCAUUGUCUUUGUCCUCUAUUUAGCCCAAAUUUCCCUUUACAAGACAUAAGAAGAUAACUGACAUGAAAGUAUAACUUGAGUUCUAUAAGGCUGUUUCCAGCAAGCCCAUUUCAAAAGACUAAGACAGAUAACCAAUAUGCUAACAGGCGAAUUCUCUGAAAAUGUGUCUCAAACAGUUUUUAUAGUGAGCAUGUUUUCUCACAAAUCCUUUCAAUUCAUCAGCCUGGGAUGCACGUCAACGGAGCCCCUCAGAUGAUGCAGCCCCCCAGCAUGGGUGUUGUCCCAGGACCAAUGCCUGUGCAAGGACCCGGACCAGUACAAGGACAGGGACCAGUGGGACCUCCAGGUAAUCAUCAAACUGCAUGCAUGCAUCCUCUCAUCCCCCAAAGAAAAUACAACCCCAGAGGUUCUAGAUAUGAAUGUCUGAGGUCAUCCAUGGUUGCUGAGCGGUGUGAAUGUUUCAUUGCAUGAAUCCCUCCUGCAGAAUUAGCCCACCCGAUCACAAACUAAAUGACACAGCACACCCACACACUUUUUGGUCCAAAGAAGCAUCAAAGUCUCACCAAACUGAACAUAAUAGUGACGUUUACUGUCAAACCAGCCAAAACAACAUAAAUACACACAACAUGAGUAUAUUUGAUUUUGUGCAGCCACGCUGUAAUAGCAGUGGUAAAAAUGGUGUACGUGCUAAUACAUUCAUACAAGUGAAUAAGUGAUGAAUCACAAUCAGUCAUGAAUCAUUGAGCAAAAAAAGCCGAAAAUAUACCAGUGAUCUGUGAUGAUGAAGAUACACAAAAUAGGAACGCUAUUAAAAACACAGGACUUUAUCCACAUUAAGGAUCUCCUUUGAUAACACAAAAAAGGCUUUAUUGUCUCAUUAAGAAGAGUAAGCCUCUCUUUGGACCACCCUAGUUUGUAGAAACACAAAUCUGUAAUCUGUGUUGUAAAUUUAGACCGUUUAAAGUAAUGUAAUCAUUAAAAAACAGGAACUGAGUUUUCAGAUGUUAAAACUGCACAUUUGCGUAUCUGAACACAGAGUAGUGAAGUGAUGAGCUUCUCCUUAGUUAUUUUAUUAAAAGUGUGGAAAAAAAGUUUCAAACCACCAAGAAAUGUUGGAUUUUGCGGCUGCCAUGGCUCACUAAGUUCACUAGGUGUCAGCAGAGCCAAGUAAGAAGUUGCGUUGCCUGAUGAGGAGUUGCCCAUCAGGAUGGACUCCUCUGUAGCAGCCUCUCACUUAAUGUUUGGUUAGAGCUUCAUUCAGCUGCAGUAUUCACUGAUGUUAGGUUUUUAAAAGUUCCCUCUCCACCUGUCUGUGUGAGUGUGUGUGUGUGUGCGCGCAUCUGUGUUCAUGUCACAAGCACGCUUCAGACUGCCGUUAAAGUGCUGCUGCUUUGCUCUCUUGAGUCUUGUGUCUCCUGUUCUCUUCACUUUAAUGCUGGCUCAGGAAACCUUCAGCAUUCUCCCACAGGAGCGUCUGGGCAAGCUGCUAUCGAGCGGCCUCAAGGUAUCACUGUACUCUUUCACUUCUCCAGUCAGGUCACAGAACUGCUGUGGAGAGGUCACUGUGCAAGUACAUGAUGGCUGUGGGAUUAAGUUUAACUGUGUUGUUUGGCAGAGAGCAUGCACCACUGCCCCCCAAUAAAAAGUCAACAAAAUAACUUAAGACAUGCAAUUCUUAACUAUCUGUCUGUGUGAUAAGAAUUAUCUCUGAGUAUUAUCUGAGCGUGAGAGGACAAUAGCAGACCUGUAGAGGAAAAGGAACAGGUUUAGAGUGAGUGCCAGGAAGUUUUUUAAGAUUACUGAAAGUGUUUAAGCCAAAAUUAAGAGACAUCACAGUGUGGGUUCAGUGAUUAUCGUGUCCCCACAUGACCCCAGAGUUACUAUAAAAUGUUUUGAAUUAUUUAGAUCUCGUGUCUGCAGGAGUUGCUGUUUGUAAAAGACUUAAGAUCUAGUGAGGAGGAAUCGUAAGAUGAAAUGACACAACCAACCAAAGCAUGUGUAUUAACUCAGAAUGUUUGAAAGCUUAGUUUGAGUACAACAGCAGGGCAACAGCAGCAACACAGAAUAUCAUACACAUGAGAACUACUCAAUGCAGGGAUUAAAGAGCUGAUUUUAUAAGAUAGGCGUCACUGUCCCUUUGAGAAAAUCGUGCUUCACACAAUUAGCUGCAUCCACUGUCGUUUUACUUUUUUUUUUUUAUCUUUAUCUAGGCGAUCUUUUUUCUUUUAUUUAUUCUUCCCUUUUUUUUAAACAAACUAGUGUACUCGUGCUGCUAUCGCUUAGUAAACUCAUCCUGAUCCCAACCCAUCGGUCGUCAGUAUGGCUUGAUUGAAUAAAAAAUACAACUGUAACAAGAAGAGUAGGAACAAUAACAAUAAUAGUAAAAUAUAUACAAGUAAUAACAGCUGUCCUAUGUGAUAGUGACCAAACUAUGUGAUAGUAAAAACUCACAUCUCAGCUGUUAUUUUCAGUGAACAAAACUCUACAUAUGAACAAGUUUCAACCCAUGUUUUAGCGCACUGUUUCAGCUUCUAGAGACAAAAACUGACAUUUUGUAUAUAGGCCAUGGCUCAGCAGUAGAGUUGGUAAUUGUGACAUGGGGAGGGUUUGAUGGCAGGUCCCACUCUUCACAUGCAGAAGUGUCCUUGAAGACACUUACCCCAAAACUACCCUCACUGGCUGCUCCCAGCGGUCUGUAGAUGGGAUUAGUCAAUCCUGAUGGACACUUUACAUGGCAGCCUUCAGUGUCUUCAGUGUGUGAAAGGGUGAAUGCGGCAUGUAAUGUAAAAGCUCUUUGAGUGGUCAGAGGACUGAAAGCACAAUAUACAGUAUAGGGCACACUCACAUUUACACCUACAGCAAUUUAAAGCAGCCACUUUACAAGUGAGCAUGUCUUUGGACUGUGGGAGGAACCUUCCUGUAAAAAAUGCCAACCACGGCUCCACUGUGCGCCCCCAAACCCGAUCUUAUCUUUACAAAAUGCACAUUACUGUAUGAUAAUGUACCAUUGUUGGGAAAUGUUGGUUAACUCCAGGUAACAAAAAUACAAACUGGGUUGAUGCCAGGUUUGAGACAAUGCAGGCUUUCUUCCUGCUUCUCUCUUUCUCUGUGUCAGACGUCUCAGCACCAUGACGCUUGACGGCUGCCAAUGGAAACACACAUGUGGUACUCCAUAUUUCGAUUUAAAAAUCCGGGAAGACACACCUGCCCGUCACUGCUUAACUAUUUGAUUGUCCCAUGCCAAACAGCACAGUGUGACCUACAUUGUAAAUAAGCGGGUGUGACCCUGUUUAUGAUGCAUUUAGUCUGAGUCAGUCACUGGAAAUCAGACCACUGAUUUAUUCUUCAUAAUCUACGCUCUUUAUUUCCUCUUUGGCUUUCAUUUGGAUCAAACAUUCACUUGAUAUAAAACAAACAGCUGAUCAAAGUCAUUGCCAACAAUUAGACGUGUUCUCCAAGUCGCCCAGUGGCUAAAAUGUAAUUCUCUGACAACAAUGCAAUCCUUUGUUUGUUUCAGAUUUGUCGCUGGAAGCCUUAUUUUUUUAAACUGCUUAUCUUGCUUUUACUCUUUUAAUAAGAUUUUUCUCUUGAUUUUUAACCAAUAACCUGUUUUUAUUUUACUGUGAUAUUUCUCUGCUUUUAAGAUGUGGCCCUUUGAGGUCUCUUCAUAGACUGUAUAUACUAUGGACAACUUGGUUCCGCCUCCCGCCUGUACACAGAUUUGAAGCCAAAUAGCUCUCGGUAUUGCCGGGAUUUUUCUUCAUUUCCUGAAACCAGCGCUGUGCAGUAGCGAUGCGCGCAGUCGCCGAGAGUCACUGUGAUGACGCUUGGCUCGAAUAUGCAAUCCCUGAACACCCAUAGGCUGUAUCAAGUGUCAAUCAUAGAAAACAUGAACCCCCCUAAUGAUGUUUAAAAAUGGAGAUGGAGAGAAAAAAGAAGACUUGAGCACAAACCAGUCUUACUGUAACUACAUGUCAACAUCGCAAGUAGGGGGGGAGAAAAAUUUGGGUUCUGUGUAAUACAUUUCUAAAAUUUGUCCACAGUCCCAUAAGCUUUGCUGAAGGAGGCAGGAUUUAUGACCUAUACUGCAGCCCGUCACCAGAGGGUGCUGUUCCCAGAGUGGCUUCACCCAGCGAGGAGGCAGACGGCGUCCAUUCUAUAUACAGUCUAUGGGUCUCUUUAAAUGCCAGUUAAUUGACUCGACCAAUUAUUCACUUAAUCUCUAUAGUGGACAGCUGGUCCGAUUUUAGCUAUUUGCUUGUGACAGCUUUUUUACUUGCUGUCUGAAGUAAUUGCCCUUUUUUUUUUAUCCCACAUAGCCCCGAACAGCUUCUUUGUCUUUUUUGCAUCAGUUUAAUAUAAAUAAAUAUUAAUAUUCCAGCAGAAUUCUUGACCCAAAGUGGAUUAAGUAAAGUUCUAUUGUGCAAGGCAUAUUCUUCCCCAUAUUGUCUAUAUUCUAAACCAGUUUUUAAUUUGCAUUUAGCCUUUAUUUUACCAAGAAGUCCUGUUGAGAUUCAAAAUCCCUUGGAAGAGAGACCUGGCCAAUGUGGCAGCUGGUCCGAGUCACAAACAAAUGAAAUCUGUCCCUAAUAACAUAUUUAACAGCUCGAAAACAGAUAUUCAAAGACACAUCAGGCUUUCAGGAAAAAAAUUAAGGCCCCUGUCUCCAAAGUUUUUAAUCUCUGGACAAUAAUUAACAUUGUUCACACAAAUAGGUGUGUAUGACUGCUUAUGGCGGGGCACUAUAGCUAAUAAAAACCUCCUGAAUGUUCUGCCUGUGUGUCUCUUGGCACCUCCCAGUCACUGCCAGAUCAUUUUUUCUCCGGAGUUGUACCACAAACUUUGCUAUUUGUGGUUUCUGAAAGUCCUGGAGAGACCUGAGCUCUCACUGGUGCAUGUGAACCACAGAAGCUCUCUCUCCAUGAUGUAACACGCUGGCAGAUGUUGAGGUGGAGACAUGAUUCCUGCCCUAAAAAGGCCUAUUCAUUCUACCUUUCUGUGUUUAUGUGCUGUUUUUAGCCACAGUGCUGUUGCCAUGGCACUGUGGGCAAAUUUGGCUCAGCCAUACACGGGUGUGACGCCCACCCCCCUCCAUACUUGUGUACAGACACCAUGGUCCACUGCACCUGACAGAAUUUAACUUGGCCUUUUGUUUGGCAGCUAAUUAAAAUCAGAUGUACGAUUUAGAAUAGUAAAAACGCAACAAUUAAUAUAUUCACUCCUGACAGAUUUUCUAAAACAACCCACUCCUGCUCUGAAUCAGUGAGAAAUCAGCAGGCUUUGAGGUAAAACCUGCGAUUUUUUUUAAGUCAGCAGUGCAUAGAAAGUUUUUGAAAAUUAGCAGCAAACCUAAAAAGAAUCUAUGACUGUAAAGCCAGGUUGAAGAUGGAAAACAAGAGGUCUGUGAUUCAAAUGAGCUGCAACACUUUAUCAGGAUCACGCUGUUAAAGCUAAAGAAGCGACUUCAUUUUACUUUGCUCACUCUAAGAAGACUCAUGCUUUCUCCUUGCUGCAAGAUAAUCAGAGUCGUCCCUCAAAUCAGACCUUUGAUUCUGACAGUCCGAUCUGUUUUGUGUAUCCAGACAUCACCAAUCUAUCUGUAUGAGUUGCCAUGGAAACCAUGCAGGUGUCCAUUUGUAAGCAUCAUGUCGUAGCUGUCAAACCUAUCAGCACAAUAAAUGGAGAUCCGUCAUCUUGCCCACAAAGCAUAUGGCUGUCUAGUUGCGGUGCAGAAAUCUUCUGUCACGCCGGAGAAACUCGAUGAUGUGCCGUGGGAUCAGAAUUAACUAACUACAAGCCUUGUGUCUAACUCGGAUUAGAAUCAUAUCCUCGGCUCUUUUGAAUGCGCCACUAUUUUUCAGGGUUUUUUUUUUUCUGGUCAAAACCAUUGCCAAGAUUUUUUUGCGUAUCGGUUAAGUAAAAAUUUAAACACAAAAUGUAAAAUGAUAAAAGGAACAAGGAGAGUCCAUUAACUCCAAGUGUUCUCAGUCUGCCCCGAGUGAACUCCUCUGCUCCAAGUUUUCCCAUUUCAAGUUUGCUCAAUGGUUUUUGAAGCUCCAGUCUAAGUCGGUUUUUGACGCCUCUUGUGGACAAAAAAUUCCUCUAAUUCCUUUGCAAUUUUUUCCAUACAUGUUUUCUGUCUUCAGUGUCUUACGGGUGCUUCUCUUGACACCUGUAUUUGUUCCAGGUCAAAGCGAAAGCAGAAACAUCUUAAAAAUUCCACAUUAUUGGCUGAUGGCUUAUUCUUUACUCUUGAGUCAGCAAAGUUUAAAAUGAACCCACCAAAGAAAAUCUCACUUUACUGCUCGCCAAUAUCAGGUUAAAUGAGCUCGAUUUCCACCUAAAGUUGAAUGAAAAUGAAGCUGUCAUGUAACUAACACAGUGACCCAUUUCGGGCUCAUUUAAGAUCAGAGCUUUGACAUUGAGAGUCAGGAGAAAAUAACAGUAAUUACUAAAAGAUUGUGCCCAAUCAACUCAUUGGUAUUUUGGUAUUUGGAUGCUAUUAUACACUUGGGUAACCUGAUGAAAGGCUGACACACCUGUUGUUGUACGUGAUCUCUCUACAUGCUUCCCAUCAUGCUGUUCUUGUGGUUAUAGCAACAGAGUUACAGGAUACAAGUAGGAAAAUACUCUCAUGUGUUUGAAACCUGUGACCUUCCUCGUAAAUGUUGGUUAGAGACUUUUCUUUCUGAGAAUGAUGAACCUCAUCACACGUGUGUGUUGUGACAUCAGACUGGUCAGUGUGUAGUUCAUGGUGUGUCUCAUUUAUCCAAAACAGCUCUGAUUGUUUGCUGAUCUUUCUUUUCUAUGAAACCACACAACCUGUUAUGUCUGUUUGUGUGUGAGAAAGAGUGUGUGUGUGUGUGUUGUUUUCUUUACCAGUCACAGCUUAUUUGGACUGAAUGAGUCAUGAAACAUUUCCUUCAUGUAUGAACAAAAAAGAAAAAAAGAAUGGAGGUCCUCUGCAUUGUUGAACGUUUGUUUUUCUCCUCUAAGGACCUGGAGGUAUCCCGCCCAGAGGCCUGCUAGGAGAUGGUCCCAAUGAUCCAAGAGGAGGAACUCUGAUGACCGUCACUGGAGAAGUCAUCGACCCAAAGUAAGAUUUUCUCUUGUUUUAUUAUUAUCAUAAUUACAGGACAGAAUGAGUCAUUUCAGGCUUACAGUAUAAUACCUAAACUUCCUGUUGUUUCCUUAAGAAAUGAAACAAAACCUUUUUGAAAGGGAUUUCACGUUUUAAUAAAGAAAUACACCCUCAGCAGGGCUCGACAGUGCGACCGUUUCACUCGCAUUUGCAACUAAAAAUAGAUGUGUGCGAAUUGUAAAAUGUAUUUAGGGGCACAUGUGCGCAUAAAAAAAUUAGCCGAGGAAACAAAUGUUUUUUCACGUAAACACCGCGGUGAAGUUAGUUUAAGGUUGGAUAUCUGACGGACAUUCACUGCCGAUCUACUGUUGUCUUCUCACCCUCCAUAACGGGUAAUAGCAACAGCAGCGCGGUUAAAUCCUCCCUGUCAGCAUCAGGUGUUGAAUAAGGGACCGUCAAUAAAUUACUGGUUGAUGUUCUCAAAAAAGGCAGUUUUCCUUCAAUAGCUUCCAUGUCAUGUGACUGAUUGACCUAAAAUUGAUUUCAAAUUAUUGUACUUAUGUCGACCAAUAAGACAAACAUUAUUUGAUCAAUUUUCAUUCUGCCCCUAAAGUUCUUUGUGUGCUCCUUACUUUUUCAACUUAGGAGCACCUUGUGAAAAAUGUUAGUGUCAAGCCCCGCUUAGAGACAAAAUACAUUUUAACAGCAGUGCACAAAUCCCACUGUUGCUAAAGAAUUAAAAAUUUGGGGUUUUUAGUCAAACCUUCACAAUCAAACCUGCUCAGUGUUCUGCCAUUACAACACCCUGAAGGUGAGGCAGCUUCAGCAGCAGGAAAUGUUUACACUUGGCAGUGUCUGUAAAUGUGAUUGUGGCAGCUAGGUGUGUAAAACGAUGACAUUUGUGAUAACUUGUGUGCAAAGUCUUGUAGGUUAGUAGGUUCUCUUUUGCUAUUCAUUAACAUGAAACACAGUAAAUACAGCUAAGACUGUAGCCUGCUAGCUUCUGGGAAACAGGUGGAUUCUGUUAUUACUACAAGCAACAUGCAAGGCUUUAUUCCAAUUUUGUUUCCUGCGUGUUCAAAGUGCUUAAAAGUUUUCCAGUUAUACCCUGAACUCUGAAUAACGGGUCAUGUGUCUGUAUCUUUGUAUAUAAAGGUAAUUUGAAUGAUGACAGACUGAGUAAAAACUACAAACAGAGGUCAUUACUUCAUGUUCAGUGUAGCGACUAUGCUGACCUGAAUUUUGGUCACUGUCUGGGUGCAGGAGCGAGGUGUUUUUGACGCACUUCUAGAACAAUCCAAUGUCCAAUCCAAGGUUGUUGUUGAGUUAUAUUUUUGCCAUUUAUUGAUUAAAUAAAAAACAAACAAAAAAAGACAAAUACGUCCAACUUACUACAAUGGUGUGGCUCGUGAUGAGGGUGAGGGGGAUCACUGCCUCACCUGUGUCCCUUUUGUAGCAUUUACCUACCCAGUCACCUGAAGUGCCCCUUGUGGUGAUUUUGCGAGAAACAAAACAAAACCCAAAAUAUAAUACAGAUAAAAUGGCUCAUACAUUCAGUAUUAAACUGCAGGAAAAAGCAGACUCUGAAAUAAUAAGCGCCUAAUCAUGACAGACCUGAACUGUGAAAUUGUCCUCCAUACCAAGCUCUAUUUGAUCUUUUAAUAAAGUUGAGUUUGUCUUGUGUCUGUGUCCAUGAAGCCGGGGCUACAUGGGAGCUCCUCCACCCCACCAAGCCCCACCUGUACACAUGGCCCCCAUGGCAGGCGGACCCCCUCCAGAUAUGAGAGGACCUCAGAUGGACAUGAGAGGCCCACCCAUGGGUGAACCCAGAAAUAUGAUGGGAGACCCCAGAGGGCCCCCGAUGAUGGAGCAGCGGGGACCCCCCAUGGAGACCAGAGGUGCCGCUCUACAAAGAUUUCAUCAUUCUAAACUUUGACUUCAUUCUGGUUGAAUUUAUAUGUGGCUCUGAGCACAUAGUUGACAUUACACUUGAAACAGAUCUCAGAUCAGUUUCAGUCUCAGCUGCUAGUCUAACCAGAUGUCACUAAAUCCAGUCAUUUGUCAUGUCUGAAGGUUUUCACACAAUAAGAGCUGUUGUUUGUUCUGAUAAACCACUUUUUUCCUGCUGAGAUGGCUCCACUUGAUAAACUUUUCCUCUUUCCUUGUGUUCAGUAAUCCAUUACCUUAUUUUUUUAAAGGUUGUCGAAAUCAUUUAUCUUGCAGGUCGAGACCCGAGGGCGAUGGAUGCCCGCGGUCCAGUGACUGGACAGAGGGUUCCCAUGGCAGCAGGAAUGCCAGGCCCUGUUCCUCAUAACAUGGGUGCCAACGCCCCUCCACCUGCAAGACCGGUAACAGCUGCAAUAACAAAAACAUAUCUCUGUCUUCACUUCAGGGCUCUUUUCCUGUUUUUAAACAGCAUAGAUACAUCUGCAUUAGGUUUAUUUAGCUUACGCCUUAAGUAAAGAAUUUUUUCAUGUCAAUGAAAUACACUGAGAUUCACAUUGAUGCCUUCUCAUGAUAUCCAAUAUUGAAGCAAAUCAUCAGCUGCAAGUCUGACAGUUUUUGUCUGGUAACUUUUAAUACAAGGGGUGUCAGAGGUGUUCAUGCUGAUGCUGGAGUGGAAGACCUGUUUUGACAAUUUCCACAUUAAAUAUUCACAUUGGUAAAUUACAUAUCUGACUAUCAGAAGUCAGUGGGAUGAGAUUUUUGCAAAAGUCAUGAGUUAAAGACCCACUCCGAUGAAAAUCAUCUUGUUUUUUUAUAUGUUCAUAUGGCAUUUUUCUGAUGCUACAGGACAUAUCAUGAGAAAACUAAGUGUGAAAUUACUUUUCUGAGUAUUUCUUCAUUCAAAUCGCUGUAAAUCUCUGACAGACCCAAACAGAAGGUUCAGAAACUGUGAGAUGUCAUACAUAACCAAUCCAAGCUCCGUCCCCGGAGCCUCGCUAUGCAGGCCAGGCUCUGAGGAAUAGAGAGAGCAAUCGCGGAACAAGCGUGUGUUAGUGGAUUGCAAUACUCUUAAGAAAGCUAAUUAUGAUAUUAACUUUCAUUGUGUCCCUAAAGACAUCAGUGUCUAAAAGCUGAAUAGCUCCUAUGUUACCUGCCACUUCUACUACACCGACAAUGUUAGGCCGCAAGCUAGUGUGAAGAGAAAUGUGCAGAGCAGCGCUGUCUCCGCCCACGACUCAGAGGCGAUUUGCUAAUGAUCUACUGGAGCGCUGCAGAGGAAAAGCCCUUGAAAAUGAGACGGGUAACGUGAUUUUUGGUAAAAAAUGUUAUAAUCACAAUUUAAAGACCACUGAAAACACUUUAAGGAGUAACAAAAAACAGUUGGAGUGGGACUUUAAGCAUGUUGAAGAUGCAAGAAGCAAAGACUCCUUUGUCCACAGGCAGCGCCAGAAUUGACCAACUGAAAGUUCCUCAUAGCAGCUUUAAUCCAAAUCAAUUGAGAACACAUGCACAUAACAGAACAGCUUAUAGUUGGGGUAUAAGGAGGGAGGUGGAAGAGCAGGAAAAGGUUUAAUUUUCAUCUUUUUCUUUUCUGUAUUCAGGAUAUUUUUCCUUUUCUUAAGAGCACAAAGACAAUCUGAAUUUGUUUUCACAGAGAAUUUGAUUCUCACCUCCUUUGAUUAGUUAGUUAUAAGCCUAUGAAUAUUUAUUUUAUUAAACAUUAACUUCCCACUGCAUAUAAACAUUUGAAAUGCUUAUAGGGACAGAUAGAUGCAUAACAAACACGGCUCUCUGCACAGAUUUGUUACAAUUACCCUGACGAUAAACAAUAAAACUAAACGUGUCUUUCCUGCAGGGUCCUGGUGUACCCUCAUCUGGAGGAGGCUUCAGUCCGGGACAGAGUCAGGUCUCCACACAGGACCAGGAGAAGGUGGGUAUCUUUUCAUACACUAACUCCUUUAACUCACAGAACCUAUGAAUGAUCUUCUCUCUGAUAUUUGCCGCUUGCAUACCUGCUGCUUUGGGAAAACACAGAUUCUUCAGAAACAGGCUGUGAUCAAUGAACAGCAGUUCACAGCAGCCAUCAAUCAUCAGCUUGUGAAAACGCCUCUGAGUCAAACUAAUCCUAAGCAUUCACUGAUGUGUAGUCAUCCUAUGCAUGUGUGCAUGCUCAUAACACCUGAGGCAGUAAAGCUUCUGUGAACUUAGCUGUGAUUGUUUGACUUCAACAAUAGCCGGUGACGCUCCGAAACAACAACAAGAUUAUCAGAUAAGAUAUUUAACUGCACUGUUACAUAAGAACACCAACCAAGUUCAUAUGGAGAGCCCUAUAGGAAACAUUUGAAUCAAACUGUUCUGUAUUUCUCUCUUUCCAGGCCGCCCUGAUUAUGCAGGUCCUGCAGCUGACCCCAGAACAGAUAGCCAUGUUGCCCCCAGAGCAGCGACAGAGCAUCCUCAUCCUCAAAGAGCAGAUCCAAAAGACCGCCGGAGGUGCGACUUGAUGGCCUCACAGAUGGAAAACCUCCAUAGAGAGGUUCCCUGUAAGGUAAGACUUCUGCUCUUUGCUUCAGCAUCAGAAAUGAACAAACACUUUUGCACUGUCAUGUAGCUGUGCUCUAAUCCCCGUUUUUCUUCCUUCUUUGUCUGACUUUAGGACAGUCUGCUCCACCCUGCUCCCUCCUUGAACAGCUCUGAAAAAAUCUCUUUAGCUCGGAUUAAUGUAUAGUUUUUUUUUUAAUCUGUGGUCUUUUUUUCUGUGAGAGUAAAAAGAGAGUCAAGGUUGUGUUUGUGGAUUCAGAAAUAAGCGAAGCUCCUUUGAACAGAUGAAGAACAAAUAAAGUUCACCAUUGGAUUGUCACAUGGUUCCAGCUUUUCCUCCCCAAAGUCAGUUGUUUUCAUUUUUUUUUUUAUUGUUAGAUCCAGAAACUCGCCGUAAUUUGUUUUUGUCAAUAAAAUGAACACAAAAAAAGAUA
Xyrichtys novacula (pearly razorfish) is the source of this 17991-nucleotide messenger RNA. The record is from the annotation of a GenBank genome assembly. NCBI's taxonomy places the organism in Eukaryota, Metazoa, Chordata, Actinopteri, Labriformes, Labridae.